UAGCGCUCAGUGUAGUUCUGGUGGUCGCGAUCGUCGGACGCGAAUGGCUUAAGUGUGCAGACCCGCGAGAGCGCGCGAGUUUUAGUGAGAGUUGACAUCGAAGCACGAAAGGCAAAAUAAAAAAAACGCAGCUUGUGGUGGUGUUGUGUCGACAAGGUUGGAAUUUAGGUGAAGCCCACAAAAUCUUUAAUUCUGUGCUCAUUUCUGGUGAAUCUCGGCAGGCUGGGAAAAAUAUUGGACCAAUUUACAGAUUUCAGUUACCAGCAACGUCGAAAUUUGUGGUUAAGGUCCACAUAUCAUCCCUUAUUACAUAUCAUAGACGAAGAAGCAACAUUGUACGAGUGUCAUAGUGGAGGAAAAUAGUGACUUCUGACGGCAUAAAUUUACAGCGCUCAAGUUCAACACCUCAGUGUCCUGCGAUCGUUUGACAAUCAAUAUGUGAAAAAUGCAAGUGAUCCACGUGACAUCGAUCUAAUCGCGUUAAAGUUUGGUGAGUGAUGAAGGGAUUGGGGAUGAUCUGAAGCCGAGAAGAUAAUUAAAUUGUGAGUGCCGAUUGCCAGAAAAGAGAAAUUUAAUUUGGUAGCUCGAGAAAGCAGGAGGGAGUGUAAACUGUGAAUUAAAGAGCGCUCCAAACGAGUACACGAUGGGGAACCCAAACUACGGUUACAUGAGCCCGGCGUGGCAAUUCAACGCAUUGAAAACUACUUCGCUGCUAAUUGGGAUGCUCUUCCUCUCGGGAUCUAUCAACAAGGUUGCAUCGCAGGAUGCAGAAUUCGCUCCGCACGUAACGGCCACGUGCAAAUCGGGCUCCAUGAAUAUACGAAUCCAGUUCACCGCCCCCUACAAUGGAGUUGUUCACGCUAGAGACUACCGAACGCCAGCUUGCAUGACGUUCGGAAAUGGGUCAGCCGUGGUCGGGCUGAGCCUCAAUCUGCUGGCCAAACAGGGCAACAGCGAAUACUGUGGAAUUCUAGUCAGUAACGUCAGCGGAGGAGAGCGUUCCGAGGAGCGAUCUGUUCAACUGGCCGUACGAGUUCACAAAACGUUGGAGCUAGCCGAUGACAAAUUCUACGUUAUCACAUGUGGCAAAACAGGAUUCGCUAGGGAUGACAACUCUCCUGUGGCGCUCAAGUUCUACGAAAACGAACGUCGGGUACAGGAAACUGUAUACGGUCGGAGAUACACGGUCAAGGCUGAGGUUACCCAUCCCAAUGGAACUCACGGUAUACGAGUGAGGAACUGCUUCGCUUUCAACAAAAAGAACAAAACGAUCGUUUUAAUUGACGAGCGAGGGUGUCCUGUUAUGAACAGUGGAAGAUACAUCAUGACGCGCUUCCGUACUGCAGCCAAUGGAACAACGGCAACUGCCAUGUUGAAUUCCAUGUUCCGGUUUCCUGAAGGUUCCGAAGUUCACUUCCAGUGCGACGUCGAUCAGUGCAAUGGUCUUUGUCCGGAUAUUGACGAUAGUAUGUGCGCCCAGGAUUUGAGCACCUACACAAAGUCUGGACGAGCGAUAGGGCAAACGGACGAAGGAAUGCUAUUAGCAGCUACGACAGUGUUUGUGCUGGAUCCAAUAGAUGCAAAACCUCUUGGACCGCUUUGUGAUGACAGUGGCAUCAGACCACAUUGGCUGCUGUGGCUGACGAUUGCUCUAGCCGUUUUGUUCCUCAUUAUGCUGUUGAUGAACAUCUUCCUGUGCACAGCAAUGAGCUGCAGCUGUGCAAGAACAGAGAUCAUCGAGAAGGAGCCCUCCAUAAUUGAAGAAUACGAUCCUUAUCGAAGCUGGCAUGGUUCGCAGUACGGAUCGCGCUAUUCGCUGCAUGGUCGUGACGGCGGUCACAACAAGGGCUACACCAGUGGGGGCAGCACGAUACACUCGAAUCGAUCCCUACCCAUCGAUUCUGACCAUUAUGCGAUAGUACACAGUCGCCCCGGAUCGAGGCAUUCCGGUUUGCACGGUCAUCGGCCUCGAGGGCCGCCAAGCAAUAUGUAAAUUAGUUUCCGAAUCUGUACUAUUCUUCUCUAAUACUGCCAUCCGAUCGAGGCAAUCAAAUAAUUCGCCUAGAACACUGCACGGAAUCAAACAGUGUUUCACUUAACAAGCGUCUAUCUCACAAGAACAAAGUGCACACGACUUUCUCCUGAAAAACUUUUUAAAAUUUAUCUCCUAAGCAUAGCUUGUGGAAGAUGUAAAUAAUUGGAAAUUGUGAAAUCAUCACGUUAAUUUUAUGGUAACUCUUAACGAAACUCGAUACAUGUUUUAACAAGUAGUAAAAAUCAGUUAAUCUGUAACGAAAGAUUUCAAACAACAAACCGCAACAACUACUAAAUCUGCAAAAAAAAAUCUAGACUGUUAGUUUGGUUCUGUAAUUUUCAGACAAAUUUUAAAUAAAACAUAUUUGAUGAUUUCUUCUAUGCAAAUAACGUAAGCAGUAGGGAAAAGACACUUAACGUUUAAGUAACAUGUAAGUGCAAAAUUGUAAAAUAAUGAUAAAUAAAAAGCUAAUAAAUAACACAA
Molecule: messenger RNA, 2518 nt
Organism: Aedes aegypti (yellow fever mosquito)
Lineage: Eukaryota; Metazoa; Arthropoda; Insecta; Diptera; Culicidae
Exons: 9
Coding region: 644-1993 (449 amino acids)
Source: RefSeq, a predicted model, not a curated record